Molecule: messenger RNA, 2898 nt
Organism: Oldenlandia corymbosa var. corymbosa
Lineage: Eukaryota; Viridiplantae; Streptophyta; Magnoliopsida; Gentianales; Rubiaceae
Source: the annotation of a GenBank genome assembly
AUGGUGUCGAUGAGUAGAAAGAUGCCUCCGCCUCUAGGUACAACGCAACACCAACAAGAGCAGCAACAAGACCAGCAAGACCUCCAGGAUGCACAUAUUUGUGAAUUGUGCGAGACGGCAUGGAAGGCCACUGAAAGCAGGUUUGCAACAAUAAUGGAACAGCUGCAACGACAAGUAGCUGACCAACAACAACAACAACACCAACAAACUUGUGACAACACUGUACAAGCUCCAAUUAAUCCCACAAAUUUUCAAGACAUUGAAAUGGACAAAGCACGGGGACCGGAGCAAUUGAGCCAGACAAAUGAUGAGGAUUCUCUUCUAGUAAGGAAAUCCAUUCCUACUUCAAAAGAAGUGGUGGUUGAUGAACAACAAACUCAACCACAAGCACAUGAAACGAAUAUCUCCACAAGAGAAAAGAAGAGAUCCCAUCAAGAUUUCACCGGCCAGGAUUCAGGUGUGACAUCUACCUAUACCAGAAGGUCGAGAUGCACUAGUACCCGGAAAAGGAAAGUAUUCAAAGAUCCAACUAUACCACACUUUAACCUGGGUAUCUUCUCCAGUCAGGCGGACAGUUACGAGACAACCCAGGAGAAGAACACUGAGGAAGAUAUCACAGGAAGUGUUGAUUUGGAUAAAGAUGUCAGUGAGACUAUAGAAGCAGAAGAAUAUCCAGUACCAUCUGCACUUGACGAAACAAAGAAUCCCACUCCUUCCAUCGAUGAAAUCAAAAGAAGGGCCAGUUCACCAGCUUCAAAAUCAUUAAGUGAUACCAAAAAACUAGAGAUGAUUGCCGCUGCUGCAGAAGAAGUUGAGAACUCAAAGGUGGUUGAAGCAGUCCCUUUAAGCAUAAUUCCACCCGAUUGGAAUAUUGCUUCUACAAAGGGUAGUCUAGUGAUGCUGGAGAAAAAUGAGUGUACCACGCCACUGCCUGCAAUCUCAAAGGAAGCUGAUGAGCUUGAUGAAGAGUUAACAAAGACAGUGGAAAAGAUCCUCAAUGAAAAACCUAAGAGGAGAAAUCCACCAAGACUCCACCGGUUGCCCGAACGGUUCAGGAAACUCUUGUUUGAAUUUGGAAAAAUCAUUUGGGCAGACAGGACAGCUUUCUAUUCCAUGAGGGAAGGGACAUGGAUAGAAAACAGCAUCAUAGAUGCUUGGGCUGUCAUCCUAAACAAAGAAGAACCUAAGAGUGACUCCCCAAGACGGAUAUUCUUUGGUGUUUCAUCAUUUGAUACAAUCAGUCGAUACUAUCAACAGGGUAGUAACAAAGAGGAAAUCAAGUUCACAUUCUAUGAGAGGUUGGGUCUUGAACUAGAAGAACAAGGCCUUAUUGUAGCAUCUCUGUUAGCGGCAAAAGCUAUCUACUUCCCAGUACACUACCAAGACCAUUACUUCUUGUAUGUGUUGCUGGUUGAAGAAAAGAAAGUGCUUGUCCUCAACAAUAUUCAUGCAAAAGAUUUGGACUACUACAAGCCAACGAAAGAUCUACUUUUUCGGUUCUUCAAAAGCUACGUUGCAUGUGUGUUUCCACGCAUAGAACUGGUCAGUGCUCAGUACACCUUCACAGAGGUUACGCUACCAUCGCAUAAGGACAAAACGCCGAAUGCGGAAGAUUGUGAAAUAUACACAAUGCACCACAUGGAGCGGUAUGAUGGUGGUGAAUACGAGGAUGGUACUACUUUGGAUUUCAACAUGGUGAAUACAAGGAUGGCUGAUUUGGGGGCAUCUGCAGUGAUACAUUCCCCCCAAGUUCCAACUGUAACAACAUCGGUAGCAAGCUCCGGCGGCAUCCCAAAAAUGCGAAGGUUCGACGUCGAAAGUCACAGUCGUCAGUCGAAUUCAUCUCCGGCAGUGAGUCUAUUCGGCAACAUCGCCUUCAAGCCUUCGUCAACGCCCAAUCUCAAAGUCAUCAUUGGCAGCCGUUACAAUCGGCAAGUUGCAGCAACUCCAUCUUCAACACCGUCACAAUCGGCAGGUUUGAUUUCAGCUCGUGUCGGCGUCGAUCCACCUUCGACAGAAGCAACAACCCGCGGGUUGAAGAAGAAGACGACGAAUUGGACGUCGGGCGGGAAAAAGGGCCAGAAUUGCAGAAAAUUCAAAAUUUUGCAAUCAGGUCCCUGUUAUUUCAUUUAUUUACAUAUCAGCCUUAAAAGUUCAACAAUUAUCAAACCGACUCUAAAGUUUGAAAACGAGGCAAUCAGACCCCCUGACAAAGAUUUUAGGGUCCAUCUAGGAGCUUUACAAGCCAAUUGCAAGGAUCUCGUCCAUCUGGGAGCAAAGCCCGUCUCGAUCCCCGUGGUCGAUGGCACCGUGUGGCCUCCGCGGCCUAAAGCAUUCCUACGGCCUCCGCGGUCUUGGAGCUUUUAUAAGCCCGUCUCAAUCCCCGUGAUCGACGGCACUGUGUGGCCUCGGCGGCCUACGGCACUCCUACGGCCUCCGCGGUCUUGGAGCUUUAAUAAGCCCGUCUCGAUCCCCGUGAUCGACGGUAGUGUGUGGCCUCCACGGCCUACGGCACUCCUACGGCCUCCGUGGUGUUUGAGCUUUUAUAAGCCCGUCUUGUUCCCCGUGGUCGACGGCACCGUGUGGCCUCCGCGGCCUGUGGCACUCUUACAGCCUCUGCGGUCUUGGAGCUUUUAUAAGCCCGUCUCGAUCCCCGUGGUCAACGGCACUGUGUGGCCUACGCGGUCUACGGCUCUCAUACGGCCUCCGCGAUCUUGGAGCUUUUAUAAGCCCAUCUCGAUCCCCGUGGACGACGGCACUGUGUGGCCUCUGUGGCCUGCGGCACUCCUACGGCCUCGGCGGUCUAGGAGCUUUUAUAAGCCCAUCUCGAUCCCCGUGGUCGACGGCACCGUGUGGCCUCCGCGGCCUACGGCACUCCUAUGGCCGCCGCGGUCUUAG